AUAGCUUCCGUGUCCCAGUUUGUAGUUCUCUGCUAUUCCUUAAUAAGUGCAUUUUUGCUGGUUAAAGAACCAGAAGUUUUAUUUUUAAGGUUAUUAGUCUCCAAGAGAAAGUAUAAGUUUUUAGCGACUGGCAUAGCCUGAGCAGACAACUAGCGAGAACAAACAGCGGCUAGAGCACGGAGUGGGUGUUGAAGCCUCUGUCACCCCCUCCGUAGCACCAGGCACCACCUCAGCUGCUGAUCCAUGGGGAAGUCUUUUCUAGGAUAUUUGGAGGAAGAUACUACAUUUUCUUUUCAAAGACUGAGGAAACGAUAUCCAUGAGGUUCAACAGCUUCUCAAGCUCUCACAGCUGGCUUUGAUGGGCACAUCCCGAAAGGUCUCAGCCUUGAAAAUAAAGUGGAAACGAGAGGCAGAAGCUGUGUGGCAAGCCAGUCACGGUGGAGAAGAGAUAGGACAGCGCUCAGGCAUGGGUUCCCAGUCUGGUGAAGUCCUGAGGUGCCGUUCAGGAGACAUCUGUGCUGUGAAAGUGAACACUGCUGGGGAGCUUCACAAAAGAAGGCCACUUAUGGUCUGAAGACUGCCUCCCUAAGAUUAGUCAACUGGCCAGCUGGAGCCCCAGGCCAAUCUUGUGCCUCCAAAGGAGUUUGGUCAUUGCAUGAAACAUGGUCACUGUUGCAUCCUUUUGCUCCAGCUGAGUCGUGCCCACCUGCGUCUUCAAUCUUUGCGUUGACAGCUACAUUGUUCCACUCUCCAAAAGACGAAGGACCUCUCAGAUUGUGCUCCUUACCUCAUAAUGAGAAUUAGCAGCAGGCCUGGAUGGAUUCGUAAGCAAUGUGAGCCUGCUCUCCUGCAAAUGUCUUUAAUAAUAGAUGAUGAGAAAGGCAGAAGGUGGCACCUGCAAAGUGCAUCAAACACAGCAUCAUUGGAGACUCUUGCCAACACCAGUUCUCCUGGUCCAGUCACCAGUUGUGACGUUUCAACAUGGCUGCUCCUGUUUUCCUCCCAGCGCUGGUACCAAAUGGCUGUCCCACAGACUGUGUCCUUGAGGCACUGUGCCUUACUCACCUUUGCAUUCCCAGAACUGUGCUUAGUGCCCCCCAAAUGCCCAUGGAUGAAUAUAUGAAGAGAUGGAAGUCAAAGUUUUAUAGGGCCCUAUGAUUUAUGCAGGAGCAGAGGCAGCACGCAAUCGAGCUGUCAAGAGAGCGUCAGCUUAUUAGGCAAAUGCUGCGUGGUUUCUGAAGAGGGUCGACGCUAUAAAAUCCCACUCCAGGCUCUGGUGUGGAGAAACUCAGAGCCCAAAUCUGUUGAGAGACUGGAGAGAAGGAGAAGAGAAGAAAAAGAGAGUGAAGACAGAAAGGAGAAAAGAAGAAAACCCUUGAAAAAGCCCCGGAGACUUUCCUCUGCAGAGAGGCGGCAGCGCCCCACUCACCUGCAGAAGCACCUCAGAAGCGAGCGCCCCUAACAUGCGGCUGCCGCUUCUCUUGUCCGCGGGCGUCCUGCUGGUGGCUUUCCUGCCCUGCCCGCCAUGCAGGGCCCUCCUCAGCCGGGGACCCAUCCCGCGCGCCCGGCAGGCCCCUCAGCAGCCCCAGCCCCUGGAUUUCUCCCAGCUGCCGCCGCAGCCCCAGCAGCCCCAACAGCCACAGGCUCGGCCCAUCCUGCUCCGCAUGGGAGAGGAAUAUUUCCUCCGCCUGGGUAACCUCAACAAGAGCCCCGCUGCUCCCCUCUUGCCCGCCUCUUCACCUGUCUCUGGCGGCAGCGGCAGCCACCUUUCACCGGACGAAGCGGCCGCCAACUUUUUCCGAGCGUUGCUGCAGCAGCUGCCGCUGCCCCGGCGCCCGCUCCCGCUCGACAGCCCCGCAGGUCCGGCUGAGCACGGAGCCGAGAACGCCCUCGGCAGCCGCCAGGAGACACUCGAGAGGCAGAGGCGAUCCGAGGAACCUCCCAUCUCGCUGGAUCUCACCUUCCACCUCCUCCGAGAAGUCUUGGAAAUGGCCAGGGCUGAGCAGUUAGCGCAGCAAGCUCACAGCAACAGGAAACUGAUGGAGAUUAUUGGGAAAUAAAACUGUGCGUUUGGCCGAAAGGAUGCAGUAUUUAGCACGCAAAAAAAUAAUUAAAAAAUCAAAUACAGUAUUCUGUACCAUAGCGUUGAUCUGAUACCAUUUGUUUAUUGUUUUUUAUAGCUUGAAGCCUAGACGAUGUAUAGCAAGAGAGCCUAUACUCCUUAAUUAGCAUGCACAAAGUGUAUUCACACACAGUAACAGCAGCAAAAUGUUAUUUGUAUUGUCUACUUUUAGUUUCCAUUUCCAGGUGUCUUUAAUGGUGUUUAGAAAGUAUGGACCCAGAAUGAAAUGUUUUGAAGCAGGCAGAAGUCACUCAAUUUAUUUUGUUGUGGUCUGAGCCAAAGAGAGUGUCAUUCUCUUGGAUAGGUGAAACAAAAUCUGUAAGCUCUUUGAAUCAACCUUUCCUUGUAAACGUUUCAGUAAUAAAAACAUCUUACCAAUCAUUGGUCAAUUUGGUUGUGUAAGAGAAUGUCGAACAUUUAUAUUUUUAAUAAAAGCUGCAAAGGUAA
Messenger RNA from Prionailurus viverrinus (fishing cat), 2569 nucleotides. RefSeq names its product corticotropin releasing hormone (gene CRH). Gene Ontology annotation, molecular function: corticotropin-releasing hormone activity. Gene Ontology annotation, cellular component: extracellular region. Bases 1464 to 2060 code for a protein of 198 amino acids. The transcript has 10 exons. NCBI's taxonomy places the organism in Eukaryota, Metazoa, Chordata, Mammalia, Carnivora, Felidae. The record is from RefSeq and is a predicted model, not a curated record. Gene Ontology annotation, biological process: positive regulation of cortisol secretion; negative regulation of epinephrine secretion; negative regulation of glucagon secretion.